CCGCGUCGUCCGUGUCGCUAACUUCGCAUCUCCUCUCGGCGCGACGUACAUUUCCCGACCGCUCCGGUCGCUGCCUCCCACCAUGGUUCAGCUCUGCCUUACCACCCUCAAGGGCAAUGCCGGAUCCCGACACUUCCCCUUCCAAGGCUACCUCGGCCUCACACCUGUCCGCAUAGAGGGCAUUGUACGUACUCGUCUCGACGAGGACCAAAAGCCGAUGCAAGCCAAGUCCAUCACCGUCUCGGUUCGCGCGUACGAGUCCCGCCAGACUCGCAUGGGUGCGACCCACACCCGUCUACUGGUCGACUACAGCCAGACACUCUGGAAGAAGCCUGACGACCAGCCAUACGCCGACGUGGGCGAAUUCGAAUCGCCCUUCCGCAUUGUGCUCCCGAGGCGCGUCGCGGGUUUUAGUACAGCCAACUAUCAGGAUUAUAGGACUUACUGGAGGGUCGAAGCUGUUCUCGAACACGUCCCAUUAGCUUCGGUCGGCACGAGAUUGCUGAAACAGCUCGACAUUCUUCUCAUCCGACAUGACAUACCUCCUCCAUUGCCGCCGCCGUCUCCGUCACAUGCUGCUUUGGUCGCGUCUUCAUCCUCGAGCUUGACGCCGGCGCUAUUACUUGCGACGAACAAGCCGCGGGCACCCGUCCUGCACUACAACCUCUCCACACCCACCUGUCCAAUUGGCCCGUCGGACCUCCUCAUUACGUCCCUUUUCAUUCGCCCUCUCGAUCCAUCAGUGACGGUUCGAAGCGCGUCGCUUCUCGUUGAACGGCGAAUAGACCUCCAUGACCUCGAGCUUCCGCCGUUGACUCCGGGUGGUUCCAGCUACGCUUGCCGGAACGCGAGCCUAUUGAACACGACGGCUUUUGCAUAUCUUGCACCAUUACAGAGUUCAUCAACGUUGGACUCGGCAGUGUCUACAAGCACUGUCACGUCUAGGACGCCCCUGAUCCCUCAAACCACUUCCGCAUCUUCGUCGACGACUUCGAGUCCUCCAUCGACACCCGUUUCGCCUUCGCCAUUUUCUUAUGCCUCUCCUUCUACCCCAGGAGAGAGCUCACAUCAUCAUAAAACUCUCACGUCUGCCGUUGCUCUUGCUGAGGGCACGUCUUUUGCAUUCGACAAGGGUACCGGUGUGUGGAACAAGACGAUCUCACUGCAAUGGCCCGCGGCGCGGAGCCACUCGAGAUGGGCAAUGGGCGAGACUAUGCGGGGGAGUCUCGGGGCUGUGAGCUUCUGGGUCCGGGUCAAGGUCAUCGUAACGUCACCAUCCGGGACCGAAUCGAUAGAUCUCGCCCCGAGAGAGCUUGUGGUCGUCUUGACAAACGAUGCCGAGCGCCGACAUGCACUUGCCGUCUUCGCUGAGGCGCGUUCGGCGUCGAAGGGGAGGAACUCUUCUUCUCGACCCGGUACUUCGACUGACGCCGCGCCGUCGUCGCCAACGCCAGACGGAUCAGCUCCCGUCUACACUCCACCGAAGAGUGCCGGGACAACAGCCUCGGGUCGGGCACCCCCCGCAAGCAUCUCGACGCGUUCGCCUGUACCCCCGGCGUCGCCUACCGCUGAAUAUUCUCAUCCGCCGUCAGCUGAAAAGGGCCAGAGGAAGACCAAGAAGCCGCGUCGGCCGCAUACAUCGGCGGGUCCUCGAGACAGUGCCGACGUUCAGGUUGCCGGCGCCAUCCCUGUCCCCGUCCCGUUGCCUGUGCCCACCCACGGCUAUGCAUCGACACCCUCCAGUUCUCCGGACAAGCAAAACGAAAGCGAUCGCGGUCCAAGACAGCCUCUCAAAGAUGGUCUGCCAUUCCUGACUCGUCGCAGCUCUGAAGUCUCGGCAGGGGGCGCGCGGAAUAGUGGCGACACCAUUCGUUCCAAGCCUGUGUCCCCGCGGAUGAGCAGCGUUGUCAGUACAAGCUUUGUGUCCGCAUCUCCAGCCGGCCCAGUCAGCCCGCCGCCUCGCAGCUCUUCGAUGUCUCACCACGACCGCGACGGUCUGCUCCUGAACACGGAGGUCUGUGCGGGGGUGCGCAUGGACAAGGUCCAGCUUAACGGCGUGUCGCCACACCCGUCCCGUGAGGGCGAGAGCGAGCGACGGGGUCGGACAAAGGAAAAGACGGAGCUGAUUCGGGUAUGGGAGGAGGAGCUUGCCAAGAUCGAGAAGGCGACCCGUCGGGGCAGCAACGUGCUCGCCUUCUGGCGUAAACGCGAUAAGCCGAAGGAGCAGUUCAAGCGGGAGCGCAUCGCGACGUGAAGCGAAUGCUUCGAACGUUGCAUGCGCCUUCUUGCUCGAUGUCCUUGGACACACGUACGCGUCAUUCGGCUGGCAUGGCGCAUCUUCUGUUCACCGCAGCGCAUCGCCCGGACGGCGAGCCAUGGAGCUUGCUUCCCUCCGCUCUUGAUCGGGGCUUCCCAGUGCGACACACGCAUGGGGCGAGUGGUGGUGGCGCGUUCUUCUCGGUCUUGCCAGUGGGCGCAAGCGAAGCCCAUAUUGCGGCUUCUUCGCGUGCUGCGCACACACGAGGAUGUGGAUCGUGCAGUCCGCCGGGAACUUCCGUGUCUUCUCAUAUCCUCGCUGUGUUCGCUUCGCUUCCUUCUAUUCUCAGCUUUGGGGGAAAGGCCUCGUGCGCUUAUCUCCCGUGAAGGCCAUAUAUUUAUUAUAUUCGUACUACCUGCACACGCUCUUAUUCGUCUUGUCGCCGUUGUGUUACAGUAUGGACAAGCUCUGCACACAUCCCACGCUUCAUCCUGCAGUCUCAUCUCAUCUCACGCACCUCGCACCCUGCCAUUGUAGCUCUACCACGUAA
This is a messenger RNA of Phanerochaete carnosa HHB-10118-sp, 2807 nucleotides long. RefSeq lists its product as uncharacterized. The record is from RefSeq and is a predicted model, not a curated record. The coding region runs from base 83 to 2254 and encodes 723 amino acids. Lineage: Eukaryota; Fungi; Basidiomycota; Agaricomycetes; Polyporales; Phanerochaetaceae. The transcript is spliced from 4 exons.